Messenger RNA from Blepharisma stoltei, 1362 nucleotides. Lineage: Eukaryota; Ciliophora; Heterotrichea; Heterotrichida; Blepharismidae. The record is from the annotation of a GenBank genome assembly.
AUGGAGCUUAUGCAUUGUUUCGAGCCAGGGUGCAAGAAUGAGGUUGAAUACUCAUGCCCAUGCACCUCUCCUGAAAGUCUAUCUUGUGAAGUGCAUGUUGGUAAGCAUAUGAAAAUCCCUAAUAGAGCUCAUAAUCGCAACUCCAUUUUUGUAGAGUCAUGUAAAGAGACAAAAGAAGAAAUUCUUAAGUUUCUUACAAGUGAAAACUCAAAAAAUAGUAAGCUAAGAGGAAAGAUCUUAGCAUCCUUUAGCAAGCGCUUACUUGAAUCAGAAAGUGACAUGAUGGAACUCUUAAAAAAUCUGGAUUCAAGCUCAGUUGAAAUAAGCAAUUAUUUUACAAAAAUUUCUCAAGCUCAAAAAUUAUCAAAAUCAGAGCAAGACCCGAUUUUAGGACUAUUGACUUUACAGCCUGAUGAAGCUAUUGAUAAACUAAAGCGGAUUAUUCCAGCCAAUCAAGAAUCGUCCAAAAGUGCAAAAUUAUUUUGUGUGCUCAGUGAAAAAAUUGAAAAAAUGAUUGAGUGUUUUAUUGGGGAUAAAUUUGAAGCUUAUUUAGAUAAAAGACUGUCUAAUAUAGAAAACAGUCUUCAAGAGCACAUUAAAUCAGCCAAUGAAGAGCAUAAAAAUAUCAUUGAUUCAACGGAUGAUCAGCUAGCAAACAUCAAUGACAUUAUUUCGAAGCUGAUAAAUGAGAAUAAAAAAAACGAGAGAGAUCUCAAAGACUCUAUUUCUGAGCUGAUAAAUGAGAAUAAAAAAAACGAGAGAGACCUCAAAGACUCUAUUUCUAAGCUGAUAGAUAAGAAUAAUAAAAACGAGAGAGACCUCAAAGACUCUAUUUCCAAGCUGAUAAAUGAGAAUAAAAAAAGCGAGAGAGACCUCAAAGACUGGAAAGAAGAAAUAAUGCUUAAAUCAAAAAACGAAAUAGAUCUGCUUAAUUCUCAAAUAAUUAACAUAAAUCAAGAUCUCAGCAAAAUCAAUGAAAUCAGAAAAAGCCCAAAAGUCUCAAGAGAGCUAAGAGAGAAGAGAUCUGAAAUUUUAAAUAGACCAAAUGACCCAGAAUUAGAGCAAGACUUUAGGAGAACCUGCUCAAGUCACAGAAGAGAUAUCUAUCUUGAUGAUCCAACUCUCCAGCAAGCUUAUCAAGAUUAUACUAAUGCUUAUCGCCAAAAAGCAUCUCUUUAUACAAUUAUAAGAGAUAACAACAGAACUAAUUUGAUUAUUUAUGAUACAGAAAAUGAUAGUAAAGAAGUCAGGAUAGUAGAGACUCCUCUACCACUGGAUUGCGGCACUUGCAUUGCUCAGCUUCCUAAUGGUAAUUUAUUUUGCUUUGGUAAUAGAAACCCAGUUUCUGGAUUUCAUUGAUAA